CACACACACACACACACACCUAGUUAAGGAAAAUUAUUCCUACACCCUGAGUUGUGCUACAAUAAUCAGACUAACUUUUAAGCAGGAAAAUGAGUUUAAGUAUGAGUGGAACUAGGGUCACCACCAUGUCUGAGUGGCUACAAUCGGAUGUUUUCAUCAUAUUUGUGGUGGUGCUACUGCUGGCAGUUAUUAUCCUCGUUGCUCUCUGCUUCAUCAUAAGGCGCCAUCGUAUAUACAGGAAAACAGAAAAAAUGACACAAAUGGAGAUUGCUUUCCCUGAUAUUCAUUUAGCUGGUUCGGAUACAACCACUAAACCCAAAAUCAUCAUGAAGAUCAUCACAGAGCAGAAACAUGCUUUAAAGAUUGUACAGAUUGCAAAGGGCCGAACUCACUCCACCGAUGUGGGUGUUGUAACACCUGCGGUUGCGUCUACAUCACAAGAUCAAUCUCAGAGAGACCCUUUGUCUUCCUCUCACACCAAAACAGAUGACACUUUUGCCAGUGAAGGGCUAUCCACUUUAUGGGACAUGCCAUCUACAAGUCCUCCUAAACAACCCUCUGUGACUGCACUGACUAAAAUUAAGUCAGCCAAGGUUCCUCCUUCUAAAGAAGAAAGUGAUAGUAGUGAAAGUGGAGAGUACUAUUCGACCUAAUCAUAAAAAAAAAAAAAAAACAUGCAAGUCAAGUUCACUGGGUUAAAAAUUAACAUGAAUUUGUGAAUUUCAUGUUUUAUCUACAGUAUAUGCUGUGAGGC
Messenger RNA from Clarias gariepinus (North African catfish), 754 nucleotides. RefSeq lists its product as uncharacterized. The record is from RefSeq and is a predicted model, not a curated record. The transcript is spliced from 4 exons. Lineage: Eukaryota; Metazoa; Chordata; Actinopteri; Siluriformes; Clariidae. Bases 90 to 653 code for a protein of 187 amino acids.